Acanthopagrus latus (yellowfin seabream) is the source of this 4546-nucleotide messenger RNA. RefSeq names its product NACHT, LRR and PYD domains-containing protein 12-like. Lineage: Eukaryota; Metazoa; Chordata; Actinopteri; Spariformes; Sparidae. The coding region runs from base 44 to 3532 and encodes 1162 amino acids. The transcript is spliced from 10 exons. The record is from RefSeq and is a predicted model, not a curated record. Gene Ontology annotation, molecular function: protein binding.
AGACCCUCAGAAAAAGUCUGAUGUUGCCAGUGUUGAAUCUGCAAUGAAGAAUCAACCAGACCUGAAAUCCAUAUUCAUAUUGCUUGAGGAGAACAUUGUCACCUUCAUGACAAACGAGCUGAAAAAGAUUCAAAGGAUUCUGAGUCCAGAUUACACAGACUGUUUAGAGGAUAGGAGUGUGGAGGAGGAGGAGGAGGAGGAGAAGGGAGACAGUAUGGAUGAACAGCAGAGGAGGAGCUGCAGAGAAGCGUUUCUGAAGAUCACACUGCACUCUCUGAGGGCAAUGAAGCAGGAGGAACUGGCCGAUUCUCUGCAGAACAAAACUCAUGUCAUCAUCUGCCAGCGUAAACUCAAAUCCAAUCUGAAGAAGAAGUUCCAAUUUUUAUUCGAAGGUGUCACUAAAGCAGGAAACCCAACCCCUCUGAAUCAGAUCUAUACCGAGCUCUUCAUCACAGAGGGGGGAACCGGAGAGGUCAAUGACGAACAUGAGGUCAGACAGAUUGAAACAGCUUCUAGGAAAACAGCUACACCAGAAACAACAAUCAAAUGUGAGGACAUCUUUAAAGCCUCACCUGGAAGAGAUAAACCAAUCAGAACAGUGAUGACAAAGGGAGUGGCCGGCAUUGGGAAAACAGUCUUAACACAGAAGUUCACUCUGGACUGGGCUGAGGACAAAGCCAACCAGGACAUACAGUUCACAUUUCCAUUCACUUUCAGAGAGCUGAAUGUGCUGAGAAGGAAGAAGUACAGUUUGAUAAAGCUUCUUCAUCACUUUUUCUCUGAAACCAAAGAAGCAGGAAACUACAGCUUCAACAAGCCCCAGGUUGUGUUUAUCUUUGAUGGUCUGGAUGAGUACCGACAUCCUCUGGACUUCCAUCACAAAAAAAUCCUGACAGAUGUCACAAAAUCAACCUCACUGGAUGUGCUGCUGACAAACCUCAUCAGGGGGAAACUGCUUCCCUCUGCUCGUCUCUGGAUAACCACACGACCUGCAGCAGCCAAUCAGAUCCCUCCUGAGUGUGUUGACAUGGUGACAGAGGUCAGAGGGUUCACUGACCCACAGAAGGAGGAGUACUUCAGGAAGAGAUUCAAAGACACAGAGAUGGCCAGCAGACUCAUCUCCCACAUUAAGACAUCACGAAGCCUCCACAUCAUGUGCCACAUCCCAGUCUUCUGCUGGAUCACUGCUACAGUUCUGAAGCAUGUGUUAAAGACCGGAGAGGAAGGAGAGCUGCCCAAGACCCUGACUGAGAUGUACAUCCACUUCCUGGUGGUUCAGUCCAAACUGAAAAACGUCAAGUAUGAUGGAGGAAGUGAGACAGAUCCACACUGGACUCCAGAGAGCAGGGAGAUGAUUUUGUCUCUGGGAAAACUGGCUUUUGAGCAGCUACAGAAAGGAAACCUGAUCUUCUAUGAAUCAGACCUGAUAGAGUGUGGCAUCGAUAUCAGAGCAGCCUCAGUGUACUCAGGAGUGUUCACACAGAUCUUUAAAGAGGAGAGAGGACUGUACCAGGACAAGGUGUUCUGCUUUGUCCAUCUGAGCGUUCAGGAGUUCUUAGCUGCUGUUCACAUCCAUCUAACUUUCGUCAACCAUGGUGUCAAUCUGCUGCUCGAGAUGCAAUCCAAAUCCAAAUGGUCUGGACUAUUCAAGGAAACAUUUGCAAACCUCCAUCAGAGUGCUGUGGACAAGGCUUUGCAGAGUCCAAAUGGACACCUGGACCUCUUCCUCCGCUUCCUCCUUGGUCUAUCAUUGGAAACCAAUCAGGCUCUUCUCGAAGGUCUUGUCAAAAGAAGUAGCUCACAGAACAACCAGAAAACAGUCCAGUACAUCAAGAAGAUGAUCAGGAAGUAUCGCUCUCCAGAGAGAAGCAUCAAUCUCUUCCACUGCCUGAAUGAGCUCAAGGACAACUCUCUGCUGGAGGAGAUCCAACAAUACCUAGCUUCAGGCCGUCCUUUCACAGAUAAACUGUCUCCUGCUCAGUGGUCAGCCCUGAUUUUCUUCUUACUGUCAUCAGAAAAACAUCUGAAUGUGUUUGACCUGAAGAAAUUCUCUGCUUCAGAAGAAGGGUUUCUAAGGCUGCUACCAGUGAUCAGAUCCUCCAACAAAUCUCUACUGAGUGACUGUAACCUGUCAGAGCGAAGCUUUGCAGUCCUGGCAACAGUUUUAAGCUCCCAAUUCUGCAGUUUGAGAGAGCUGGACCUGAGUAACAACAACCUGGAGGAUUCAGGAGUGAAGCUGAUCUGCACUGGACUGGAGAGUCCAAACUGUAGACUGGAAACCCUAUGGUUGAAUCAAACCGGUCUCACAGAGACAUGCUGUCAGGAUCUCUCAUCUGUUCUUGCCUCCGAGUUCUCUACACUGAGAGAACUGUACCUGAAUCACAACAGACUGCUGGACUCAGGAGUGAAGCUGCUGUGUACUGGAUUGGGUAGUCCACACUGUAAAAUUGAAGGUCUCAGGCUGAGUUCCUGCAGUUUGUCAGAGAGAAGCUGUGAAUUUCUGGGUUCAGUUCUCAGCUCUGGAUCCUCCAGCCUUAGAAAACUGGACCUGAGUAUGAACAGUCUGAAAGAUUCAGGAGUGAAGCAUAUCUCAGCUGGACUACAGAGUCCACACUGUAAACUGGAGACACUCAGGCUGAAGUUCUGUGGUCUGACAGAGGAAAGCUGUGGAGUUCUGGCUUCAGUUCUCAGCUGGAAGUCCUCUUGUCUGAGAGUGCUUGAUGCAACCAAUAACUCCCUGCAGGACUCAGGAGUGAAGCAGCUGGCUGCUGCACUAGGAAGUCCUGGUUGUCGACUAAAAUCUCUCAGCCUGUCAGGUUGUCAGGUAUCACAGGAGGGCUGUGACUAUCUGGCUUCAGCUCUGAGCUCCAACCCCUUCUAUCUGAAAGAGCUGGACCUGAGCUACAACCAUCCAGGAGAAUCAGGUGUGAAGUUGCUUUCUGCUAAACUGAGGGACCCACUCUGCAGACUGAACACUCUCAGGGUGGACAAUGGAGGAGCCCAGAGGCUAAAACCACAUCUGAGGAAAUAUGCCUGCUAUCUCACACUGGACCCAAAUACAGCCCAUAUUGACCUCAUUCUGUCUGACGACAUGAGGGAGGUGACAGGGGUAAAACUUUCAGCACGGCAUGAUAAUUUCACAGGUCAAGUGCUGUGUAGAAACGGUCUGACUGGUCGUUGUUACUGGGAGGUCGAGUGGAAAGGAUACGUGUCCAUCGGGGUAACUUAUAAGAGAGUCAUACGAAAGGGUGAGGACACCAGGUCCUGGAUCCUGGUCUGCUCUAAAAAGAAGUAUACUCUCCUGCACAAUGGCAAAGAAGCAAAGGGACACAAACUUCCCUUUGUGUCCAACAGAGUCGGAGUGUAUGUGGACUGGCCUGCUGGCAUCCUGUCCUUCUUCGCAGUGUUCUCUAACAGACAGCUCUGCCUCCACACCUUCAACUGCACAUUCACUGAGCCUCUCUACCCCGAAAUAAGGCUCUGGUUCAGUGCUCAGAAUGUGCUGUGCUCAGCAUCAUUGUGUGACCUGUAGGAAAGAGAGAGAGCUCUGAGCUAACCAACAACUGUUGACAAAGUAGUUUGAGAUGUACAGAGCACAUAUAAAUACACUCUUAGAUGACAAAAAUAACUCUGUAUUAAAAGACAUGUUUGAUUUGAUUUGAUUUGAUUUAACCUUUAUGGUGACUUUGGGUCUUGGAAUAAGGCCACAUAGAUGUAGCUAUAAGGAAGACGAAGGAUCAAGAAAAAUAUCAGUAGUCAGGUGAUGAAGAAGGUAGAAAAGAACGUAAAGUUUAGAGCAUAAUUGACAGAGAAAAGGAAAGCUGUUGGUAAAAUCAAAUCCAAAAGUGUCCCUUGUAAACAUUGCGUGGCGUGUACAAGCUGACCAAUCAGAGCAGACAGGGUAUUCAGGAGGAGGGGCUUUAAAUUAAAGAGACAGGAGCUACAGCUGCAGAUGUGAGAUGAGCAGAUGAGCAUUUAAGCAUUUAAACCUUUACAUUUUAAUACAUGUUUAAGUUGUAAAAUGUCAUUUAAACACAGGCAGCUGCAAAAUAAGUGAUAUAGGAGACAUCUGUUGAUGUUUUCAGAGAUCACAGUUACUGUCUGCAGCCCUUUAAACUGAAUAUUAGUCAAAACAAUCAUACUGAUCACAGAAUGAGUGUUGGAUCACUUAAACAUGUUUUACUUCUGUGACAUGUGAUGAGCAAGUGAUCAACGGCCUGUUGGCCAUCAACUCAACACUCAAAUCCAUGUUGCUUUUUUAUAUUUGAUGUUGUAGUUUUUGUUUUUUUUGUUUUUUUUUUUGUUUUACAUAUAAUAUGUAAUUUACUGAGAUUGGUGGUCAAAGUGAUUCUGUGGAUUUCAUGACUGUUUGUCCUGUUUGGGAUCAGUGACUCUGCUAUUAAAGUGCUGUCUGUGUGACCACACUGUGCAUUAUGUUGACUGUAUUCGUCAGUUUGAUCUUCUAGUGUUUAUAUAUUAUAUUUCUAUAUUAUAGAGUUUCACACUGACCUCUGGAGGAUGGUUCAGAGUGAGGGAGAGAACACAC